AGCACUGCAAGCACACACAUGGGAAAUGAUACUGCUGCUCUUAUCCCCGCCCUCAUCCGCGCUACAUGCCAAAGUGCUCUUUCAGACCUUCGUUGCUUGCUGCACCAAGCGACCUUUGACGUUAAUUCACCAGUUAACCGUCAGCAAGAUCGGCUAAUCCACUUCGCAGGCCGUGCACAGAUCCUCACAGUUCUUGAAGUUUUAGUGGAGGAGUUUCACGCUGAUGUUAAUGUUUCCAACAUAUUUGGCCGCCGCCCAAUUCAUGAGACAAUUGAGUGCAAGCAAUGUGUCGAGUACCUACUUUCAAAAGGCGCCGAUCCAAAUGGAUUCAAGCAUGGGACUUGGGUGCCAGCCAUGAUUGCAACCAACAAAAACUUGCUGCCGGUUCUCAAGGUCCUUUACGAUUACGGAGCCCUCUUAACACCGCAAAAUAAAGACGGAUGGAAUGUUCUGCAUGUGGCUGCCCAGAAGUGUGCAGUUCCAUGCGCUCAGUUUAUAGUGGAGAAGGCGCCACAUUUGGUUUUUGUUCAGUCAAGAAACGGUCGAACACCCGCACAUAUGGCAGCCGCUGCACCUUGCGUUGAAGUUUUGGAAAUGCUCUUCGAAGUUGGGCGAUCCCAAGUUGAUAGCUUGGGCGAAAGUGAAUUGCUGCAGUUAACGCAAAUCAGAGACGCCGAAGGGUUGACGAUCUUCCACCUAGCCUGCAUCUCCGGCUCAUUAUCGUGCGUCGAUAUCUGCUUAAAACGAUAUCAAAGUGAUGCGCGAGCAACGUCGAAGGCUGGAAUGCAAGCAGUGCAUUUUGCGGCACAGACGAACAGGUUAAAUAUUCUGCAGUAUCUCUUUGACAUAUUUAUGUGCGAAAGGACAUCGGAAGUCGACAGCCCGGACAAUGUCAAACACCUUGUCCGACAGGAUUUCCAAAGUCCUGAGACGUUGGACGGUUUUACCCCUCUCCAUUUCGCAGCGCGAGAGGGCCAUAUCGAUGUUAUUCGAUGGCUCAUUGAUGUUGCUGGUGUCAGCAAAGACGUGGAAGACGCUCAUGGAAGAAGGGCUGUCGACAUCGCACGCGAUUGGAAGCGAUCCGACGUUGUAGAACUGCUCUCACCUUGCUAAAGCUCGUUGGCAAAUAUGCCAUUCAUGUGGACAAACAACAUCUCCUCGUAUGCAACAUUCGCCGGACUGAUCCGUAACUAAAUGAGUCCUGUUAUCUCCGGUGGACGAAACAAACAAGGUCCAGUGAUUGUCCAAGGUUAUGGUAGCCAAACACGUACGCAUGCCUCUGCGAAGCGCAGAGUACGGCCUUCCAAUGUCAAUAGCCAAGGUCAAGAUACGCUUGCACGUAACACACACACAUUCACACAGAAACAAGCUUUCUACUCUUAUUAUCUGGAUGUACAUUAAAAUUGCUGUUGACUAUCUUUCACCAUCUUAGCCAUCCACGUCGCAAUCCUACCUAAGCCUUCUCUGGCUGGUCUUCCGAAGACCUGUUCUAAAAGCGGAUAGUUGUGUACCAUUCCUUCACCAACAUCCAAUUCAACAAUAACACCACUUUGCUGGCAUUUUGAUACCAACGCGUUCACAUCAUCAAGAAAGAUUUCUUUUGUCCCAACGGUUACAAGAAGCGGCGGAAGCCCAUGAACGUCCCCAUUUAUCGGGGAAACGCGGGGUUCUGCCAAACCAGGGUCAUCUGGAGCUGGGAAAGUGGCACUGUUCCUGUAACGACCGGCCAUAUCUAAGAUAGAACGCCGAGAUAGGAAGUCGU
Messenger RNA from Spizellomyces punctatus DAOM BR117, 1762 nucleotides. RefSeq lists its product as uncharacterized. Gene Ontology annotation, molecular function: protein binding. The record is from RefSeq and is a predicted model, not a curated record. The coding region runs from base 19 to 1113 and encodes 364 amino acids. NCBI's taxonomy places the organism in Eukaryota, Fungi, Chytridiomycota, Chytridiomycetes, Spizellomycetales, Spizellomycetaceae. The transcript has 4 exons.